This is a messenger RNA of Salvelinus fontinalis (brook trout), 6755 nucleotides long. RefSeq names its product kinesin-associated protein 3a (gene kifap3a). Gene Ontology annotation, biological process: microtubule-based movement; cilium organization. Gene Ontology annotation, cellular component: kinesin II complex; axoneme; ciliary transition zone. The transcript is spliced from 20 exons. The coding region runs from base 153 to 2534 and encodes 793 amino acids. Lineage: Eukaryota; Metazoa; Chordata; Actinopteri; Salmoniformes; Salmonidae. Gene Ontology annotation, molecular function: kinesin binding. The record is from RefSeq and is a predicted model, not a curated record.
GCAUGCUGGGAAGCGAGUCUCACCCUAGCAACAGCAAAACUAUAUACGAUGAGAGCUCUCAAUUGUAGAUAGGUAACCGUUUGACAAUUCAGUCGUUUUGUUUAAAUUUACAGUGAAAGAAAAUUGAAUGUGAGUUUUCCAUAAUUUCCGAAAUGGACAAACUGCAGGCAGAAGAUGCACGGUACUUGAAAAGGAAAGUAAAACGGGGGAGUUUGGAUGUCCACCCGACAGAGAAAGCCCUCGUUGUUCAGUAUGAGGUGGAAGCGACUAUCCUCGGCGAAAUGGGGGACCCGAUGGUUGGAGAACGCAAGGAGUGUCAGAAAAUCAUCCGCCUUAAAAGCUUAAACGCCAACACGGACAUUGCCACCCUGGCUCGCAGGGUGGUGGAGGAAUGCAGGCUCAUUCAUCCAUCUAAACUUCCAGAGGUGGAACAACUGCUGUUCUACCUGCAGAACCGCAAGAAGCCAGACAAACAAGAGAAACAUUCGCCCAGAGACCUCACACCAUUUGAGGGGAUGGAGCUGGAUGAGGAGGCCAACAUCAACAGCAUAGAUGACUAUGUGGAGCUGCUGUAUGAAGACAUCCCAGAGAAGGUCAGGGGAGCAACCCUCAUUCUCCACCUCGCCCGCAACCCUGACAACCUGGAAGAGCUCCUGCAGAAUGAAACGGCCCUGGGAGCCCUAGCCAGAGUCCUGAGGGAGGACUGGAAACAGAGCGUUGACAUGGCAACUACCAUUAUCUACGUCUUCUUCUGCUUCUCCAGUUUCUCCCAGUUUCAUGGGCUAGUGACCCACUAUAAGAUCGGAGCCCUCUGUAUGAACAUCACUGAACACGAGCUGAAGAGGUACGACCUCUGGCAGGAUGAACUGCAGAAGAAGAAGAAGGCUUAUGAAGAGGACCCUGACAACCAGAAUGUGAAGAAGGAACAUGAGAAAGCCUUAAAGAAAUACCAGGGCCUCCUGAGCAAGCAGGAGCAGCUUCUACGAGUGGCUCUGUACCUGUUGUUAAACCUGGCUGAGGACACACGUACAGAGCUAAAAAUGAGGAACAAGAACAUCGUCCACAUGCUGGUGAAGACCCUGGACCGGGAGGACGAGGAGCUACUGGUGCUCGUGGUCUCCUUCCUCAAGAAACUCAGCAUCUUCCUGGAGAACAAGAAUGACAUGGCAGAGACAUAUGCAGUGGAGAAGCUGGCCAGGCUGCUGGCCUGUGAUCAUGAGAACCUACUGAACACUACCCUGCGUCUGCUCCUCAACCUCUCCUUUGACACAGGCCUCCGCAGCCAGAUGGUUCAGGCUGGACUCAUCCACAAACUCUCCUUAAUGCUAGCUGACGAGAAGCAGGGACAGCUGUGUAUGUGCAUUCUGUACCACAUCAGUGUGGAUGACCGAUUCAAGUCCAUGUUUGCCUACACAGACUGCAUACCACAGUUGAUGAAGAUGCUGUUUGAGUGUGGUGAGAGCCACAUGGAACCUGAGCUCAUCUCCUUCUGCAUCAACCUGGCAGCCAACAAGAGGAACGCACAGGUCAUCUGUGAAGGUAAUGGUCUGAAGAUGCUGAUGAAGAGGGGUCUGAAGUUAAAGGAUGUUCUUACCAUGAAGAUGAUCAGGAACUUGUCACAACAUGACGGACCCACCAAGAACCUCUUCAUAGACUAUGUGGGUGACCUAGCGGCUCAGAUGGGAGCCGAGGAGAGGGAGGAGUAUGUGAUGGAGUGUCUGGGGACUCUGGCUAACCUCACCAUCCCUGACCUUGACUGGGAACUGGUGCUGAAGGAGUACAACCUGGUGCCGUACCUCAAAGACCACCUCAAUCCAGGCUCGGCAGAGGAUGACCUUAUCCUAGAGGUGGUGAUCAUGAUAGGGACGGUAUCCAUGGACGACUCCUGUGCUGCCACAAUGGCCAAGUCUGGCAUCAUCCCUGCUCUCAUCGAGCUGCUCAACGCCCAACAGGAGGAUGAUGAGUUUGUGUGUCAGAUCGUCUAUGUGUUCUACCAGAUGGUGUUUCACCAGGCCACCAGGGACGUCAUCAUCAAGGACACACAGGCUCCUGCCUACCUCAUUGACCUGAUGCACGACAAGAACGCUGAGAUACGGAAAGUCUGUAACAACACACUGGACAUCAUCGCUGAGUAUGAUAAGCAGUGUGAGAGAAAGAUCCAGAGUGAGAAGUUCCGCUGGCACAACUCCCAGUGGUUAGAGAUGGUGGAGAGCAGAGCCAUGGGAGACGACGGGGAACCCUUCAUGUUUGGAGACGACGGAGAACCAUUCAUGCACAACGGAGACAUUCUGGAGAGACCCGACCUCUUCUACACCGCAGAUGGAAUCAUCCCAGCAGACGGUACCAUCAGCCCAGAGUUCUUCACAGACUACCAGAACGGAGACAUUGGCCAGGCUGGAGGCUUUCCCGGCAGUAUGAAUAUGGAUAUGUUUGGGCAGUCGACGGUGACCCCUGGACAGCGACCCGCCACGGUCUACGGCAUCCGGCCAGACGAGCAGUUCUUCUACAGCUACGCUGGUGCAGCUUCCAGAUGAACCAGGUUAACUUCACUAUACCACACAGACUGACUGCAGCUUCCAGAUGAACCAGGUUAACUUCACUAUACCACAGAGACUGACUGCUGCUAUAUCCCAUCUAGCCAGGUUAACUUCACUAUACCACAGAGACUGACUGCAGCUAUAUCCCAUCUAGCCAGGUUAACUUCACUAUACCACACAGACUGACUGCAGCUAUAUCCCAUCUAGCCAGGUUAACUUCACUAUACCACACAGACUGACUGCAGCUAUAUCCCAUCUAGCCAGGUUAACUUCACUAUACCACACAGACUGACUGCAGCUUCCAGAUGAACCAGGUUAACUUCACUAUACCACACAGACUGACUGCAGCUAUAUCCCAUCUAGCCAGGUUAACUUCACUAUACCACACAGACUGACUACAGCUAUAUCCCAUCUAGCCAGGUUAACUUCACUAUACCACAGAGACUGACUGCAGCUAUAUCCCAUCUAGCCAGGAUAACUUCAUUACACCACAGAGACUGACUGCAGCUAUAUCCCAUCUAGCCAGGUUAACUUCAUUACACCACAGAGACUGACUGCAGCUAUAUCCCAUCUAGCCAGGUUAACUUCACUAUACCCCACAGACUGACUACAGCUAUAUCCCAUCUAGCCAGGUUAACUUCACUAUACCACACAGACUGACUGCAGCUAUAUCCCAUCUAGCCAGGUUAACUUCAUUACACCACAGAGACUGACUGCAGCUAUAUCCCAUCUAGCCAGGUUAAGUUCACUAUACCACAGACUGACUGCAGCUAUAUCCCAUCUAGCCAGGUUAACUUCACUAUACCACACAGACUGACUGCAGCUAUAUCCCAUCUAGCCAGGUUAACUUCACUAUACCACACAGACUGUCUGCAGCUCCAGAUGAACCAGGUUAACUUCACUAUACCACACAGACUGACUACACCUAUAUCCCAUCUAGCCAGGUUAACUUCACUACACCACAGAGACUGACUGCAGCUUUGUCCCAUCUAGCCAGGUUAACUUCACUAUACCACAUAGACUGACUGCAGCUAUAUCCCAUCUAGCCAGGUUAACUUCAUUACACCACAGAGACUGACUGCAGCUAUAUCUCAUCUAGCCAGGUUAACUUCACUAUACCACAGAGACUGACUGCAGCUAUAUCCCAUCUAGCCAGGUUAAUUUCAUUACACCACAGACUGACUGCAGCUAUAUCUCAUCUAGCCAGGUUACCUUCACUAUACCACACAGACUGACUACAGCUAUAUCCCAUCUAGCCAGGUUAACUUCACUAUACCACACAGACUGACUACACCUAUAUCCCAUCUAGCCAGGUUAACUUCAUUACACCACAGAGACUGACUGCAGCUAUAUCUCAUCUAGCCAGGUUAACUUCACUAUACCACAAAGACUGACUGCAGCUAUAUCCCAUCUAGCCAGGUUAAUUUCAUUACACCACAGACUGACUGCAGCUAUAUCUCAUCUAGCCAGGUUACCUUCACUAUACCACACAGACUGACUACAGCUAUAUCCCAUCUAGCCAGGUUAACUUCACUAUACCACACAGACUGACUACAGCUAUAUCCCAUCUAGCCAGGUUAACUUCACUACACCACACAGACUGACUGCAGCUAUAUCCCAUCUAGCCAGGUUAACUUCAUUACACCACAGAGACUGACUGCAGCUAUAUCCCAUCUAGCCAGGUUACCUUCACUAUACCACACAGACUGACUGCAGCUAUAUCCCAUCUAGCCAGGUUAACUUCACUAUACCACACAGACUGACUGCAGCUAUAUCCCAUCUAGCCAGGUUAACUUCACUAUACCACACAGACUGACUGCAGCUCCAGAUGAACCAGGUUAACUUCACUAUACCACACAGACUGACUACACCUAUAUCCCAUCUAGCCAGGUUAACUUCACUAUACCACAUACUGACUGCAAAUAUGUCCCAUCUAGCCAGGUUAACUUCACUAUACCACACAGACUGACUGCAGCUAUAUCCCAUCUAGCCAGGUUAACUUCACUACACCACACAGACUGACUGCAGCUAUAUCCCAUCUAGCCAGGUUAACUUCAUUAUACCACACAGACUGUCUGCAGCUCCAGAUGAACCAGGUUAACUUCACUAUACCACACAGACUGACUGCAGCUAUAUCCCAUCUAGCCAGGUUAACUUCACUAUACCACACAGACUGUCUGCAGCUCCAGAUGAACCAGGUUAACUUCACUAUACCACACAGACUGACUACACCUAUAUCCCAUCUAGCCAGGUUAACUUCACUACACCACAGAGACUGACUGCAGCUAUAUCUCAUCUAGCCAGGUUAACUUCACUAUACCACAGAGACUGACUGCAGCUAUAUCCCAUCUAGCCAGGUUAACUUCAUUACACCACAGAGACUGACUGCAGCUAUAUCCCAUCUAGCCAGGUUAACUUCACUAUAUCACACAGACUGACUGCAGCUAUAUCUCAUCUAGCCAGGUUAACUUCACUAUACCACAGAGACUGACUUCAGCUAUAUCUCAUCUAGCCAGGUUAACUUCACUAUACCACAGAGACUGACUACAGCUAUAUCCCAUCUAGCCAGAUUAACUUCACUAUACCACAGAGACUGACUGCAGCUAUAUCCCAUCUAGCCAGGUUAACUUCACUAUACCACACAGACUGACUACAGCUAUAUCCCAUCUAGCCAGGUUAACUUCACUAUACCACAGAGACUGACUGCAGCUAUAUCCCAUCUAGCCAGGUUAACUUCAUUACACCACAGAGACUGACUGCAGCUAUAUCCCAUCUAGCCAGGUUAACUUCACUAUACCACAGAGACUGACUGCAGCUAUAUCUCAUCUAGCCAACUAUGCUUUGUGGUCAUGAAGGAGUAUCAACACUCCUGUAUGUUCAAUAGCACCUUGGUAUCUCAGCUGAUCUCUUCUAGUGCUGUAGUCCAAACUCUAGCAGUAAUGUUGUUGCUGUUUUAUUGAAUGAAAACAUCACAUCUUAAGCUACCUAAGUGAUGUUGUUGCUGUUUUAUUGAAUGAAAACGUCACAUCUUAAGCUACCUAAGUGAUGUUGUUGCUGUUUUAUUGAAUGAAUACAUCACAUCUUAAGCUACCUAAGUGAUGUUGUUGCUGUUUUAUUGAAUGAAAACGUCACAUCUUAAGCUACCUAAGUGAUGUUGUUGCUGUUUUAUUGAAUGAAAACGUCACAUCUUAAGCUACCUAAGUGAUGUUGUUGCUGUUUUAUUGAAUGAAAACGUCACAUCUUAAGCUACCUAAGUGAUGUUGCUGAAAAACAAUAUUUGUCAUUUUGUUUUUAGCUUUUAUUGAAAUAUUAUACAUCUCAAUGUUCACUACAAGUAUGUAUUACUGUAGCAUAAUACAACAACACAAACUGAAGAUGAAUGAACUGAAUUAUUAAAUUAUACAUUCAUGCUAUAUGUUGUACUGGGGUUCAUUGUUUUUCUGAUCAAUGCUACUUUCCAUAGAAUGUUUUUUUCCCCUUCAAAUUCCAGAAGGUUGGUUGGUAUGGCACAGUCUUAUUGUCUUAGUCCACUAACUGCAUGCUGUAACAGGCCAUUUUAUAGAUGACUUCAUUCUGGAGACUGACAGUUGAGAUGUUCUCCAUCUUUUCUGUCUUUGCAGUCUCUCUCUCUCUCUUUCUGUCUCUCUCUCUUUCUCUCUCUCUCUCUCUCUUUCUGUCUCUCUCUCUUUCUCUCUCUCUCUUUCUGUCUCUCUCUCUUUCUCUCUCCCUCUCUUUCUGUCUCUCUCUAUCUCUGUCUCUCUCUCUUUCUGUCUCUCUCUCUUUCUGUCUCUCUCUCUCUCUCUCUCUCUGUCUCUCUCUCUCUCUCUCUUGCUCUCUUUCUGUGUGUCUCUCUCUCUUUCUGUCUCUUUCUCUCUCUUUCUGCCUCUCUCUCUGGCUCUCUCUCUCUUUCUGUGUCUCUCUCUCUCUUUCUGUCUCUCCUCACACCACUGGAUAGUAUUACUGAAAAUGUUGUGUGUGGAGUCAGGCACUGAAUCGCAUCUGAAUUGUAUUUUGAAUAUAACUUUUUCACUGUACCUUUGUUAGUGGUGGAAAUACUUUUUGAAUUUGUACAAACAUUGAGUGAUUGUUUAUUUACCUGUUAUUUUUUAUAUGAAUGAACAAUUAGUUAGGUUGAUCUCAUUGCACGUGGUGCUCAUCAGAACUAUCAUAAAAGCAUUUUUCUGGGGCCAAUAUUUCAAAUAAAGUGUUGAAAACGGA